Messenger RNA from Spinacia oleracea (spinach), 1246 nucleotides. Its product is annotated as syntaxin-related protein KNOLLE. Gene Ontology annotation, molecular function: SNAP receptor activity; SNARE binding. Gene Ontology annotation, cellular component: SNARE complex; endomembrane system; plasma membrane. The record is from RefSeq and is a predicted model, not a curated record. Lineage: Eukaryota; Viridiplantae; Streptophyta; Magnoliopsida; Caryophyllales; Amaranthaceae. The transcript is spliced from 2 exons. Gene Ontology annotation, biological process: intracellular protein transport; vesicle fusion; exocytosis. The coding region runs from base 186 to 1112 and encodes 308 amino acids.
CAAAAAUAAAACCUCCCUCUUUUCUUCCCAUUCUCAACACACUUCUCUUCUCUCUCCUCUUUCAAUCAGAUCUCAACAAUAGCUUACUAGAUUUUUUUCCAUAUCAGGUGAAAAAAAAUCCAUCUUUUUUCUUUUACCAAAAAUAAAAUAAAAACAUACUCCCAAAUUCUAAAUUCCAGCAAAAAAUGAAUGAUUUAAUGACAAAAUCGUUCCUGAGCUACGUUGAUCUGAAGAAGGCGGCAUCCAAAGACGUUGAACAAGACUUAGAAAUGGGAAUUGGAGGAGCAAACAGAGACCCUAAAAUGGAGGAAUUUCUGGAAGAAGCAGAAAAGGUGAAAACAGAGAUGGGGUUAAUCAAAGAAGUUUUAAUUACUCUUGAGGUUGCAAAUGAGGAGAGCAAAUCUCUGCAUAAGCCAGAAGCUCUGAAGGCGCUUCGAGGCCGAAUCAAUUCUGACAUUGUCUCUGUUCUUAAGAGGACUAAAGCUAUCAAGGCUCGCCUUGAACAAAUGGACCGCGCUACUGCUGAAAAUCGCCGCCAAUCUUCUGAAUUGGGUACCCCAAUUGAUCGAACAAGGUCAUGUGUGACAAACGGCCUAAGAAAGAAGCUAAAGGAACUAAUGAUGGAAUUCCAAGCACUCAGACAAAGAAUGAUGUCCGAAUACAAGGAAACAAUCGGAAGAUGCUACUACACCGUCACAGGUGAACACCCAGAAGACGAUGUAAUCGAAAAGAUCAUAUCAAACGGGACCGGAGAAGGCGAGAUCUUAUCCCACGCCAUCCAAGAGCACGGCCGAGGCAAGGUGGUUGAGACGGUGAUCGAGAUCCAAAGCCGCCACGACGCGGCCAAGGAAAUAGAACGGUCACUGUUGGAGCUUCACCAAGUGUUCUUAGACAUGGCUGUUAUGGUGGAAGCUCAAGGGGAACAAAUGGAUAAUAUUGAACAUCAUGUGAUUAAUGCUUCACAUUAUGUGCAAGAUGGUAGCAAGAAUCUGAAACAAGCUAAGGGUUAUCAGAGGAGUAGUAGGAGGUGUAUGUGUAUUGGGAUUAUUGCACUUUUGGUGAUUAUAUUGUUGAUUGUCAUUCCAAUUAUUGCUAGUUUUAGUCAUUCUUAGAUUAAUUUCUUGUAAUUGGGUUAUGUGUAGUUUAAUUUUAUGUAAUGGGGGCUGUUACUCGAAGCUCCCUUAAACUUUAAGAACUCGCUUUAUUUAUAUAUCAUAUUUCUAUGGAAGUACUAGUUUUAUUCAUA